GACGGAAAAGUGAAAAAUGAGCCCACUGUAAAGUGUCCUACAGCGCCACCUUCAGGACAAACGGUAUGUAUGCAGCUCCACUGUGAUCUGACUGUCUGUAUGAGCUGUUUAGAUUGUUGUUCUCUGUUGUCUGUGUUUCAGUUUGCGGUACAAACAACCGAGCAUCGUGCAUGGGUAAGUUUAACCUGAUGGUUGCUGCUGAUAAUGUUGUGGAUCUUGUUGUUGUUGUUGAUCUUGUUCUUGUUGUGUCUCCGACUGCAGUCGCACCGACGUGGUGACGGUGACGCCUUGGCUUGCUCCUGUUGUCUGGGAUGGAACCUUUGACCCAGGUUUACUUGACAGCAUCUACAGACCAAAGAACAUCACUGUCGCUGCCACCGUGUUUGCCGUCGGAAAGUACAUCAAGUUCCUGAAAGAAUUCCUGGAAACAGCAGAGAAGCACUUCUUCGUUGGUUUCAGAGUGCAUGUAUACGUGUUCACCGAUCGGCCAAAUGAGGAGAUGCCCCAAGUCAAGAUGGCUGCCGACCGACAGCUUACAGUGAUGCCGGUGCCCAGCUCCAACCGCUGGCAGGAGAUCUCUGCUCGCAGGAUGGAGCUCAUCCAGAUGCUGAUCGAGAAGAAGCUUCGCGAUCACACUGACUACAUCUUCUGUCUGGAUGUCGACUCCAAGUUCCGCGGUCGCUGGGGAACCGAGUCACUGGGCGGACUAGUGGCUGUGACCCAUCCAGGUUACUAUCGAGAUGAGCGCAGCAAAUUCCCCUAUGAGCGAAGACCCGCCUCCAGAGCCUACGUGGCUCAUGGGGAGGGCGACUUCUACUACUGUGGCGGGGCGUUCGGAGGCCUCCUGGAGGAAGUACAUCUGCUCGCCAAAACCUGCCACCAGAACUUUGAGGCCGAUGCCAGAGACGGCAUCGAGGCGGCGUGGCAGGAGGAGAGUCACCUGAACAGGUACAUGUGGAUCAACAAGCCCAGUAAGGUUCUGUCACCUGAAUACCUAUGGCAGGAUUCCAAGCCCAAAAACCCAGAAAUCAAAAUCAUCAGGUUCUCCGGAGUCGUCAAGAACUAUGCUGAGAUCCGACCGAACUGAACCAGACUCACCUGGACCGGAUUUACUGGCAUCAGCCUCACCUGAACUGAACUUAUCUGCACCAGACUUACCUGGACCAACCUGAACUUGACUCACUUCGAUCAAUCUCGUAUAAACCCAACUCACCCGGAUAAGACUCACCAGAUCCAGACAGGUGAGCCUCAUCCAGACUCAACAGGAGGAGCUGAAUCAACCACAGAUCUGGAGCUGGUUCAUACAUCUCUGUAACACCUGAACCUUACCCACAAUACACCUCAGGAAGCCCCAUCGGUUGCACACUUAGGGCCUGUAGCUAACACUGCAUCAUCUCUACUGAGCGAGUGCAGCACUCAAACUCUGGAUUCACUUUAGAUGCCUUUCAGUUGACUGAUGCAACGCGAUGACGUUUAAUCUCAAACCAAAGAAUCAAAACUCAGGUGUCCCACACUUGGUGCAGUGCCGGAAUGUACCCUGCUGCAGGUGAAGGUGAUUGUGUUAGCAUACUUACAACAACAAGCCACAUAAUCAAAGUGGACUUGUGCUAAAAUGACCAAUACUAACCAUCAUUAGCUUUUGUGUGGUAGAACAGCUACAAGGUGAUGUUUGCACUGUAUUAAAAAAAACAAAGCAACUUCAGAAAGGUGAAUCAGAUACUAUAACUUUACUUUAGCUUGUUUGGCUCUAAGUUUCGCCUGUGUGUCCUCAGACAUGUCUUUAGCUUUCACUACGUUUAGCUUGUUUAGCUAAAUCCAACCUGUUUAGCUUAGUUUAGCCUUUGUGUGCUCCACAGAUUUUUCUAUAGAUUUAGCUAUGUUUAGCCUGUGUUUAUCACAGGUUUUUCUGUAGUUUUAACCCUGUGAAGGCUGUUUAGCUAAACUGUAAAGCUAAAUUGAACUAUUUCAGCUUUGAACCAACACGUGAAUUAACAAAAACGCACCAUUUAGUUUGUCCAUCCAAGCAUUAACUACUGUUAGCAUUUAUUAUAUCCAGUUUUAACACUCCUGUUGAAGCUAUCAAGUCCAGGAGAAAGUUACGGUCUUAAAAUAUAGUAACUUGUAGAAUAAUCAGUUAAUUUGACAUUUAGAAUGUGUGUUUUUGACAGAAACAAUCGUUGGUUUUCAUUCUGCACUUUUAAGAUUCUGUUUAUGUGGAAGAUUUAUCCAAGUUUAGCCUGUUACACUAAGUUUCAGCUGUAUGUGCAGAUUUUCUGUUGCUUUCGCUAAGGUUAGCGUAAUGCUAAGUUUAGCAUGUGAAUAUCACACACUGUAUUGUAGCUUUAGCUAAGUUUGUGUGUUUUUUAAGCUUAGCAUGUUUAGCUGAGUUUGCAAAUGGCCCACACUAAUAUAGCACUUUAAAUCUGAGCAACCUUAUCAUAGUGGACAAUCCGCUAACACCUGGGCCAUGACCACCAGUUUAGCAUGUCAAGCUAAGUUUUGCCUGUGUGCAGAACAGGAAGCAGCUCCAACGUCUGAUUCACACCUCAGGCGUAUGUUAGAUGGUUUCGUUGCACUACCUUCAGGUCUCUAAAGGAACGUUUUCCUCUCAGUCUGCUGUUUCAGUUCUGCCCUGUGACCAGCCUUUGUCUGUCCAGGUGAGGUUUGGAUUGUUCCAUGUGGUUGUGCUGCUGCUGUUUGUGCUCAGGUGAGUCUCGCCUGUACAACAGUUUGAACCUGCUCAGGUGUGACAUUCACUGUUUGUGUUGCGUCUUCCUGUCAGCUGAUGAGGAACCAUUUAAUCUGCUGCUCUCAUGUGGUUGUUGCUGAGGUCAAGGCUGUCACCAAAGAAUAAAAAUAUUGUCCAAAUGUAUGGACAAAUCUGAGCAAGAGUUUUAUGUUUAAUAAAAAAAUGCUGAUGCUUAAUGA
This is a messenger RNA of Acanthochromis polyacanthus (spiny chromis), 2928 nucleotides long. RefSeq names its product globoside alpha-1,3-N-acetylgalactosaminyltransferase 1-like. The transcript has 5 exons. Gene Ontology annotation, biological process: carbohydrate metabolic process. Gene Ontology annotation, cellular component: Golgi apparatus; membrane; vesicle. NCBI's taxonomy places the organism in Eukaryota, Metazoa, Chordata, Actinopteri, Pomacentridae. The record is from RefSeq and is a predicted model, not a curated record. Bases 500 to 1087 code for a protein of 195 amino acids. Gene Ontology annotation, molecular function: hexosyltransferase activity.